This is a messenger RNA of Sclerotinia sclerotiorum 1980 UF-70, 1281 nucleotides long. RefSeq lists its product as hypothetical. The record is from RefSeq and is a predicted model, not a curated record. The transcript is spliced from 3 exons. NCBI's taxonomy places the organism in Eukaryota, Fungi, Ascomycota, Leotiomycetes, Helotiales, Sclerotiniaceae. Gene Ontology annotation, molecular function: FAD binding. Bases 1 to 1281 code for a protein of 426 amino acids.
AUGACCGAGAAGCCUCUAAACGUUGUGAUUGUAGGUGGCUCCCUCACUGCUCUCUUCCACGGGAUUGUCCUCCGGCGGCUAGGACACCAUGUUCGAAUCCUCGAACGCAACAACCCGUCCCAGCAAAUGAGUCUCGGGGCCGGUAUAGCCGCCAUGGAACAUGUUCAAUCAUUCAUGAGAAAAUACGAUGAGACAAAGACACCUUACUGUGUAACGAGUCCAGAUGUGCAAUAUCUUGACCAAGCCGUCAAAAUCAAAAGCACGUGGAAGUUCCCUAUGGCGACGACGAGCUGGAAGAUACUAUAUUAUGUCAUGCGAGCCAAUUUCGAUGGUUUGGCAAGCGAUCUAUGUGUUCAAGUACCCCAGCCAACGGAGCAGCAAGGCUCAGCCACUUAUGAUCACGAGAAAGAAGUAACUAGCGUCGAAUACAAAGAUGAGCUCGUCACGGUUCAAUACCGUGAUACGGGAAGCGACUCACAUGCCACUGUUCAUGCCGAUCUAGUGAUUGCAGCCGAUGGGGCUUCUUCUGGGUUGCGUCAAAAUUUGCAGCCACUUCUACAGCAGAAGUAUGCGGGCUAUGUAGCUUGGAGGGGGGUAGCGGCCGAGAGUGAGAUUUCCGAGGAAACGAAGGCAGUUUUUGCGUGCAAGGCUACUUUUUUCGUGUAUAAGGGUGGCUAUAUUGUUCUUUAUACUAUCCCAGGCGAAGACGGAAAUCUUUCCCCAGGGCACCGACAACUCAACUGGGUGUGGUACAAUAUACACCCGGAAAACUCACAGGAGUAUCGCGACAUAAUGACCGACAUCGACGGACACCGACACCGCACCACCUUACCCAUCGGCAAAGUCACCCCCCAGAACUGGGAAAAGCAAAAAGCACUCGCUCUUCAAAUCCUCCCCGCACCUUUCGCAGAAAUGGUGCAAAAAACCACCAAACCAUUCAUCUCCGCCAUUCAUGACCGCGAAAUAGCAAAACCAUCACUCUUUAACGGAAAAUUGCUUUUUGUAGGUGAUGCGCUGGCGACAUUUCGUCCGCAUGUGGCUUCGAGUACUAAUCAAGCGGCGCUGGAUGCACAGCUGCUGGAACAAUUGAUGAAGGGUGAAAUUACGGCUGCGGAGUGGGAGGAUAGGGUUCUGGCUUUUGCGAAUUUUACGGCCGUGCGGAGUGAGCUUUGGGGUGCGUAUUAUGUUUUUGGGGUAUCGACGUUGGUUUUUGUGAGGACUUUUUUGAGAUAUUGGAAGAUGGUUGCGGUGCAGGCUUUUUGGAGGCGUAUUUACGGUUAG